AUGUUGGAUCCCUUCCCACCGCCUCCGGAAUGGCUGCGGAGCUUCACUGAGCCCUAUGCCAUCCGGUUCAGCAGCCCGACACUUGCCCACCAUAUUCACGAGGUUAUUGCAGCGUUCGCCUUCUACCUGUUCAUCCAUGCGGUCCUCUCGCCUUGGCUCUCGCCAAUCCUCUUUCAGUCUUACAACAAGCUCACUCCCCGGACAAAGCUGAACUGGGAUAUCCAUGUUGUCUCUUUUGUUCAGAGCAUUGUCAUUAAUGCUUUCGCCCUGUGGGUCAUGUACUUCGACAAGGAGCGUAGCUCCAUGACCUCCGGCGAGCGAGUCUUCGCAUAUACAGGUGCCUGUGGUCUCAUUCAAGCUUUGGCCGUGGGAUACUUUGUAUACGACCUGAUUGUUAGCAUUAUACACGUCCGCAUGUUCGGCAUCGGUAUGCUUUUCCAUGCUAUCAGCGCCUUGUGGGUGUUUAGUCUAGGCUUUAGACCAUUCCUAAACUACUUCGCCCCGACCUUCAUUCUCUAUGAGCUCUCCAGCCCAUUCCUCAAUAUCCACUGGUUCCUCGACAAAGUCAACAUGACCGGCAGCCGCGCCCAAUGGUACAACGGCAUGGCUCUUCUCUCCAGCUUUUUUGCCUGCCGUCUCGUCUGGGGCACUUGGCAAACCGUCGUGGUGUACGGGGACAUGUGGAACGCGCUCCAGCAAACCUGGACUGCAGCCGCAGCCCCACUCUCUGAAGCCGCGAGUGUCAAUGCAAAUGUCUUCUCCCCAAUCCGCGAUGGCAGCCUGUGUGCCAACGAAGCCUGCACGCUCGCUAACGCCGAGCUCACCAAAUUUAAGGACUACACUGCAGGAGGUGUACCGACGUGGCUGGUGUUGACCUACGUCGGAUCGAACAUUAUCUUGAACUGUCUGAACUUUUUCUGGUUCUCCAAGAUGGUUGAGACUGUUCUCAAGCGUUUCCGCACUCCAGCUGAGACUGCUGCUGCUGGUGAGAAAGGGAUCAGCGCAGAGAAGGCUGCACAGCUCAAAGAGGAUAUUGUGCGUGAUGUUGUCCUUGAGGCGGCUUCUAAACUGGAGCAGGAGGAGACUGCCAUCAUGCAGGGUGAUCUUUCAUCGCUGCAGGCACAGGUCUCCUCAGGUGUCGACUCGGGUCUUGGUGACGAGUUGCGGAAACGGAGGUCAGAGCUUGUUGCAAAGGUUCCUUUGCCUGGUGCUUGA
Penicillium vulpinum is the source of this 1215-nucleotide messenger RNA. RefSeq names its product TLC domain-containing protein. The transcript is spliced from 2 exons. NCBI's taxonomy places the organism in Eukaryota, Fungi, Ascomycota, Eurotiomycetes, Eurotiales, Aspergillaceae. Bases 1 to 1215 code for a protein of 404 amino acids. Gene Ontology annotation, cellular component: membrane; endoplasmic reticulum. Gene Ontology annotation, biological process: lipid homeostasis. The record is from RefSeq and is a predicted model, not a curated record.